CAUAAGUCCAAAACCGCGGCCCAAAUUGUUGGUUUGAUGUCAGCUACCGUCGGAUUUUGAUUAGGAUGUCCUAUCGACAAAACGGGAGAAAGCAACACCAAAAACGCGGAGGAAAGAAGAGAAAGAGCAAACGAAACGACAAACAAAUAGUAGUAGUUUUCGUUAUUUCCUUUGCCCGGCCCACUCGCCACUCGCUAUCCAACUCCCAUUUUCCCAUCCACCGGAUCAUCUUCCAGUUCUUCACCCACAUUUCCCCGCUUCCUCCCGUCCGGAGAUUUCUCCCCAUGGCCGCCGCCGUUCUUGAAUCCGUCGUCGUCCCUCGCCCCAGACACUCCUCCUCCUGCCUCCAACCCGCCGCGGCUUCUUCCUUUCUAUCUCCGUGCCCCCGAUCCCUCCCUCUCCCUGCCGCCAGAGGUCUCAAGCUCGCCUCGCCGACUCGUUCCUUCCGAUCCCUCACCCCUGUCCCUCUUCGUCGCUCCUCCAUCGUCUGCGAGGCCCAGCAGGACACCGCCACCGAAGUUCCGGCGGUUACAGACGGCGACUGGCAGUCUGUGGUCCUCGAAUCGGAAACCCCGGUCCUGGUGGAAUUCUGGGCGCCAUGGUGCGGCCCGUGCCGAAUGAUCCACCCGGUCAUCGACGAACUGGCCAAGCAGUACGCAGGGAAGCUGAAAUGCUACAAGCUCAACACCGACGAGAGCCCGUCGGUCGCGACGCAGUACGGAAUCCGGAGCAUCCCGACCGUGAUGAUCUUCAAGGACGGGGAUAAGAAAGAUGCUGUGAUUGGGGCUGUUCCCAAGUCCACCCUGACCAGCUCCAUAGAGAAGUUCUUGUAAAAGAGAGGUUCCUCGGUAAGUGUUGGGGAGUGAAAAUGACAGUAAAUCUGCUACUAGUAGUUAGCUAUUUUGUGGGUAUAAGUUUACAAGAACGUGUUUAUGAAUCAGCCUGCAAUAAAGGUCCUUGCUUGCCCUUGUAUAGCAUGCCUCUCUGUAUGAGCCUGUUGCCCUUAUUAGAUAAUAUGUUGACUUCCCACCAUUACUGUUAUUACCUACUAGAAUCACACUCUGUUCUUCUGUAGAUUGUUGUUGAGUGUUAUGAAUGUGAAUGAAGCUUCUCCAUUGCUCAUGUUAUAUAAUAUCUUGUUGGUUGGUUAGGUCAGUUUCCUACUAGCAUAGUCUAUUGG
Messenger RNA from Linum tenue, 1180 nucleotides. The record is from the annotation of a GenBank genome assembly. NCBI's taxonomy places the organism in Eukaryota, Viridiplantae, Streptophyta, Magnoliopsida, Malpighiales, Linaceae.